CCAUAUUAGUGAGGUACACGUGACCGCCGGACAUAGAGAGGAGCUACUAGCAAUCUCUAUAUUUUUCUCUUCUGGUAGAUCAGCAGUUGCACUCAAUCGUCAUUCAAUCUGCCAGAAAGGAUGUCUUCCAGCAGACCUGCGAUAUCGCGGCCAAUUCCUGCGACUGCAAAGUACUUUUAUUCUUCGCAGAAGGUCGCCGGGACUGCACCAUCUACACGAGUUGACAUAUCCGACGCCUUGAACGACUUGCUUGCGCAGAUAGACAAUCGUGAUGCGAGUGGUCCGACGAGGGAAAGCGAAGAGCAUGCGGAACCGAUUUCAGCUUCUGAAGCCGGCAGUGGCGAAAACACAGAAAGCAAGCCAAAGUCCGGCAAGGAAAAGAAACGAGAAGCACGCAAAGACAAGAAACAGUCUAAACAGCAACAGCAGCAGCGGUCAGAGGGCUCCGAUGUGGCCAAUGUUGGGAAACCCCCCGCCCGUACUCCAUUCUGGUUCGAAAAGUACAUUUGGUUUCUUUCGAGUGAUGGCUAUCUGGUCCUUACUUCUCGAUACUCGCAUCAGACCGCAUUGUUGCUUACUCGGCAUCUGAAAUCAAAAGAUAUAAUCGUUUCCGCCGACGUCCCAGGUGCCAGUUUAGUUGUCGUCAAAAACUAUCUGCAAAACGCUGAAGUUGUCCCUCCGAGUACGUUAGCUCAAGCUUCUAUGCUUUCUAUCUCAACGUCAGUGGCGUGGGACACCAAUGGCUUCGUUCAAGGCUGGUGGGCGCGUUCGUCCGCCGUUAAAGUAAAGACUAAUGUCGAAGAGUCUCUGCGAUCACUGUCUGCUCUUGAAGGUCAGAAGAAGGAGGAUGCUAUUGAACUCGAGCUCGAAAUCAAUAUUGAUCCCAAGAUGAAAAAUUCGAUUGGUCCUGUACCGCUAAUCAUGGGGUUUGGCUUUCUGUUCCUCGUGGAUGACGAAAGUGCCGCCCGUCACACCAGGCCGCUCUCUGUUGCAGACCUUAGUCUAGAGUCAGAAGAGGAAAAGACUGAACCACAGGAGGAGGAUGGGAAUCAGUUCGACGGUGAAACGGACAGAAAUGACGAUGAAUCAGCCAGCAGUAUGUCUGAGCAGGACGGUGACAGUGAGGAAGAUGAUAUGAGCGAUGCAGCAACGGACGAAGACGAUGAGGUGUCAGCAAGGAGCUCAGCAUUAUCUCGUACAGAGUCUACAGCAUCUUCUUCGCCAGCACCGACCGCUAUCCCGCAUGGAACAAAAUCAAAGCUCAAGAAAAUAUCUCUCAAGUACGCCGAUCAAGACGAAGAAGAGCGUGCUAUUCGAAUGGCGUUGUUGGGGUCGGGAAAUGCUGCGUCCCGUAAGCAAGAGCUCGAACAAGCACGGCAAGCGCGUCGGCAGGCUCGUGAAGCCGAGGAGCAGGCGCAAAGGAAAGCUGAAGCUGAAGCGAAACUGAAAAACAGAGAUCGACGGAAAGAGGCUACAGAGUCACAACGGGUUCCUUUGCGAGCUGAUGUGCUACUGGUCUACGAUGAAGGAGAGGAAGAAGAGAUUGUACCCCGACAGAAAAUGGUUUCCAGGCCGUCUCGGGAAGACAACGUCAUUGCUGCGGUUCCAAUUUGUGCUCCUUGGCCUGCGUUACACAAAGUGAAGUAUAAGGUACGACUGCUUCCCGGUGUUGGCAAACGGGGCAAGACCCUCAAAAAGUGUCAGGAGUGGUUCAUGAGAGGUAUGGGCGGACAGCCUGACAAAUCAGAGAUGGACACAGAUCGGGCAUGGCCAAAAGAAAUCCGUUUAAUAGGCGCUUUGACUGAUGCAGAGAUCGCUCUUCCUGUGGGCGUUCAGAAAUUCAGAGCUGCUAUUCCUUCGGCAAAUAGUGCGGGUGGAAAAUUACCAAAAAGUUCAUCAGGGAAAAAGGGAUCAGGAGCCUCAGCAGGGAGCAGCAGGGCUGAACAGUCCCAGAAGGGUUCCAAGGGAGGAAAAUCUAAAAAGGGCAAAAAGUAGAUUUGGGGAGAUAGGACUCUGGAAAUGCAUGCUUGUAUAAAUAACCGUGAUUUCUACGCUCGGCGAUAGUUGAAGAGUGCGGCUUCUCGAGUAAGAAGUUCUUUCGAUUCAAAUCGUACACCCGAUAUCAUGUAUAGACCGCAGUUGACCAAAUUUGUAUGAAUCGGUAAAGCAGAUUUAUUUUGGAUCUUACAUUAGAAGAAAAAUGUGGAAAGCCGAGAGCAAAGAGUUAUGAGUAAACAAUUAUUGCCGGCUGGAGCGGUUUUGGAUCG
Myxozyma melibiosi is the source of this 2267-nucleotide messenger RNA. RefSeq lists its product as uncharacterized. Gene Ontology annotation, biological process: ribosome-associated ubiquitin-dependent protein catabolic process; rescue of stalled cytosolic ribosome. The record is from RefSeq and is a predicted model, not a curated record. The coding region runs from base 121 to 1995 and encodes 624 amino acids. NCBI's taxonomy places the organism in Eukaryota, Fungi, Ascomycota, Lipomycetes, Lipomycetales, Lipomycetaceae. The transcript has a single exon. Gene Ontology annotation, molecular function: ribosomal large subunit binding; tRNA binding. Gene Ontology annotation, cellular component: RQC complex.